Vicia villosa (hairy vetch) is the source of this 925-nucleotide messenger RNA. RefSeq lists its product as uncharacterized. The transcript has 2 exons. Lineage: Eukaryota; Viridiplantae; Streptophyta; Magnoliopsida; Fabales; Fabaceae. The record is from RefSeq and is a predicted model, not a curated record. Gene Ontology annotation, molecular function: RNA binding. The coding region runs from base 103 to 615 and encodes 170 amino acids.
UAAACCCUACUCCAAAACACAGCUAGACUCCAUCAAAACGGUGUUCAUCGGAUAUAUUGAUUUGGAGUUACAGAAGAACCCUAACUGUAAACAAAACCAACCAUGGCGAUGAUGCAAGGGGUACAAAAGAACACCCUCUACGUCGGAGGUUUAGCGGAAGAGGUAAACGAAUCCAUCCUCCACGCAGCGUUCAUCCCAUUCGGAGACAUUAAGGAUGUCAAGACUCCUCUUGACCAAGCCACUCAGAAGCAUCGCUCUUUUGGCUUCGUCACUUUCCUUGAACGGGAAGACGCUUCCUCCGCCAUGGAUAAUAUGGACGGUGCUGAACUAUAUGGUCGUGUCCUCACCGUUAAUUAUGCUCUUCCUGAGAAAAUUAAGGGUGGUGAACAGGGAUGGGCUGCUCAACCAAUUUGGGCGGAUGCGGAUACUUGGUUUGAACGACAGCAACAGGAGGAGGACAUGCGUCGCCUUGAAGCAGAGAAUAAAGCUGCAAUGCUGGCUGCUGAAGAACUCCACAGGAAGCAAGUAGUCGAAGAGCGGGAAGGGGAGAAAGAGGAAAUUGAGAUCAAGGAUGAUCCUAUGGCAAGGGCUGAAGCAGAGGUUGUUGCAAAUUGAGACCUAGGACAACUCUAUUUGUAAAUCAGAGUGAGCACUUGGUAAGGGAAGCCGGUGCACUUUUUAAUUUGUGUCUCAUCUGUAAUGUGAGAUAGAUCUGAUGCACGGCGAGAAAAAGCCCUAUUGGUUAUGAAAUACGGUAGCUGCAGGCACUUACGAGUGAAACUAAAUAUUGUAUUUUCAUUGAUCCGUUGCCUCACUUGUAUUGCGAAAGCUCUUCCAUUUUUGCUAUAUUGAAAGAAUAUAAUCGUAGUCUUGUAAUAUUUUACGUUUUGGAUAUGUUUAAUUUGAGAAAUAUAUUUAUGAUGAA